Molecule: messenger RNA, 917 nt
Organism: Prosopis cineraria
Lineage: Eukaryota; Viridiplantae; Streptophyta; Magnoliopsida; Fabales; Fabaceae
Product: putative cyclic nucleotide-gated ion channel 7
Exons: 1
Molecular function (GO): protein binding
Source: RefSeq, a predicted model, not a curated record
UUCUUCAUCAUACGUGGUCGUUUAGAGAGUGUGACCACAGAUGGUGGACGAAGUGGAUUUUUCAACAGAGGUCUUCUCAAAGAAGGUGAUUUUUGUGGAGAAGAGCUUCUGACAUGGGCACUGGACCCGAAAUCUGCAGCUAACUUGCCAUCAUCUACACGGACAGUGAAAGCUAUCAAUGAGGUGGAGGCAUUUGCUUUGGAAGCAGAGAUGUUGAAGUUUGUGGCUUCACAGUUCAGACGCCUCCAUAGCAGACAAGUUCAGCAGACCUUCCGUUUCUACUCGCAGCAAUGGAGAACAUGGGCAGCAACUUUCAUUCAGGCUGCGUGGCGCCGAUAUACCAAGAGGAAGAUGAUAGAGUCACAACUAAUAGAGGAGGAGGAGGAGGAGGAGGAGGAGGAAGAUUAUGGUUCUGAUGAUGAUGGAACAGCCUUGAUUUCACGUACUGAAAGUUCAUCAAGGACUGGACUUGGCUCAGCCAUCUAUGCUUCCCGCUUUGCUGCUAAAGCCCUUCAUGGUCAUAAGCUUCGUUCUCUCCGAAAGCCCCCAGAACCUGACUUCAGUGUUUAUGAUCAUAGCGAUUGAUUCAUUACCUGUUUAGCAGCUGAAAUGUGAGGAGUAGUUCUUGUGUGUCUGUCCUCCUGUCUUAACCUGUUCACAUGCACAGAUGAGACGAGAGUUUUUAACUAAUAUAGCGAGAGGUAAGUAUAACUUUCUUUGUUUGUGGCCUGUGGUGAUUGGAGUUUUGAUAAACCUACACCACUCUACUUUCUGUGAGCGAUUCUUGUGUACUCUAACGCUUGGGAGCUGUUUAAUUGUUCAUAGUGUGCUCCACUUGCGAGUUGUGCAUGCGAUGUUCAUUUUGAUACGUUAAAGUAUGAACUAACACAAAAUAAAAAAAAAUAAAAAUAAAAAGC